GGGAAUGUUGGUUUAAUUAAUCAUCGUCAUCAUUAGUAGACAGAAGACAAAAAUGUCCAGUUUGAUUAUUUUAUAACCAACUGGAAUAUUAAAGUUUGUGUUUAAAUUAUAUUUAUGUAUUUGUGUUUAUGCUACUGCAUUUUGAGUUAACUACAGUCAAUGUUUUGGUUCUACUCACUUCAUCGAUAGAUCGAUGCAUUACUCACUCAUUGCAGCGCUUUGAAGCAUCAUGGCGUCCUACAUGGUUCCAGCCGCCGUUAAGUUCUCUGCAGUGUUUUUGUUGACAAAACGAGCUCAAUCUGUAAAUAAAAUCUGCCGUCUUCCACGGAGUGCCACCGCAGAAGGUCCCAGGUGUUGGGGGUUUUUCAGUCUCUCCGUGUCGUCCCGCUCCUCCUCCUCGGACACUUCAGCUAUAGAUCUUCGUGGCUCCGGUGACAUUGUGGAUCACUUUGAGCGGCUUGUGCAAAGUGGCUCCCUAAAGAAGGACGCUCAGCAGAAAUAUGUUCUCCAGCGGCUGGCUCUACUGCAGCAAACUUUAAAGACUUUCACUAACAGGAUGUACCUGAACCCUCUAUCAACACAACACUACAAAGAUCACAGCAGGCAACCUCAAAAUGAUGAUGCCACAACAACCAAAACGGAACCUCCUCCACAACAACUACCACCACCUAAAGGUCUCUAUAUAUACGGAAAUGUUGGCUCAGGGAAGACCAUGCUCAUGGAUUUAUUUUACUCCCAUGUGGAAAACAGUUGCAAAAAGAGAGUCCACUUCAACAGCUUCAUGUUGGAUAUCCAUAAGAGGAUCCACCGCAGGAAACAAAGCCUGCCGAAGCGAAGGCUAGGGGAAAUGUUCAACUAUGACCCCAUAUCCCCGGUUGCCAUGGAGAUCAGCAGUGAGAUCUGCCUGUUGUGUUUUGAUGAGUUUCAGGUGACUGAUGUUGCUGAUGCCAUGAUCCUGAAGCAGCUGUUUGAGGCACUGUUCAAAACCGGAGUGGUGGUGGUGGCCACCUCUAACAGACCCCCAGACGAUCUGUACAAAAACGGACUUCAGAGGGACACCUUCCUACCUUUCAUCGGCGUGCUAAAGAAAUACUGCCACACUGUCUGUCUGGACUCUGGGAUGGACUACAGGAGGCUGGACAGGCCUGCAGCUGGAAAACUUUACCACCUCACAGGAGAGCCCGGAGCAGAGGCUUACCUUGAUGCACUGUUUGAGGAGCUGGCAUUAAGACAGAAGAGUGUUACUCGUUCUCGUGUUCUCACCGUCCUGGGCAGAGAUGUGACUCUUCAGAAGACGUGUGGCUCCAUCGCUGAUUGUACUUUUGAAGAACUGUGUGGUAAACCAACGGGUGCCAGUGAUUACCUGGAAAUGGCGCGGAUCUUUGACACUGUAUUCAUCCGCCAUGUUCCCAAACUGACGCUGACUCUGAAGGACCAGGCCAGGCGCUUCACCACGCUCAUAGACAAUUUCUACGACCACAAGGUGAGAGUGGUGCUUCUGGCAGCGGCUCCGUUAGAGCAGCUCUUCGUCCACACCGGAGGAGAAGAUGAGAGGGAUCGACAGCUGCUGGAUGACCUGGGCCUCAGCGACGAGGCAGCAGAGAGGCUCACUCUGUUCACAGCCGAGGAAGAGAUCUUUGCUUUUCAAAGGACCGUCUCUCGGCUGAGGGAGAUGCAAACUGAGGCUUACUGGACGGAGGGAGAUCGCAGUUCCAGCAGUAGACAACAUGAGUAGCUAACAUCUGCAGCUGAAAGCUUUGAUAAGAAACUACCUCCCAACAGCAUGAUGCCUCACUAACCAGCUUCACUCCUUAUAAGGAGUGAAUCAGCAUGUCUUAGAGCAGUGUUGUCCAAAGCUAGUCUUCAGAGGCCGAUGUCCUGCGUGUUUCCCCGAUUCAGCACACCUGAAUCAAAUGAAGGAGCUCUUGGCAGGUCGUGCAGAACUGGAUGUCGUGCUAAGGAGGCAAUGCAGCAAUUUAAAUCAGCUGUGUGUGUAGUGACACAUCUAAAAACAUUCAGGACACCGGUUCUGUUUCAGAGUAAGCAGCACUUUGCUCCAAACAGUAAAACAAAAACUGUGUCCCAUGUCAUCUGAUGUCUCCCCAUGUUUUAAAUGAGUUGAAUAUGUCCUGCAAGGACUGCUCUCUCCCCCUUGUGGACUGCUGGUUUAAAAGGUCGACAGCUUUCCAGGGAUUUUACGGCACAGCGGGGAGAGGAUCAAGCAUCCUUCCUUUGCGGGUGAUUAGUGCCCUCUAGUGGAGGAAAGUUUAUAAAAUAUUUUUUUAAACCAA
Molecule: messenger RNA, 2291 nt
Organism: Poecilia reticulata (guppy)
Lineage: Eukaryota; Metazoa; Chordata; Actinopteri; Cyprinodontiformes; Poeciliidae
Gene: afg1lb
Product: AFG1 like ATPase b
Cellular component (GO): cytoplasm; mitochondrion
Molecular function (GO): ATP hydrolysis activity; ATP binding
Source: RefSeq, a predicted model, not a curated record